Molecule: messenger RNA, 1143 nt
Organism: Acyrthosiphon pisum (pea aphid)
Lineage: Eukaryota; Metazoa; Arthropoda; Insecta; Hemiptera; Aphididae
Product: tigger transposable element-derived protein 4-like
Exons: 3
Coding region: 1-1143 (380 amino acids)
Cellular component (GO): nucleus
Molecular function (GO): DNA binding
Source: RefSeq, a predicted model, not a curated record
AUGACGAGUGCGUCUACGUCAUCUAGUAGUGCCGGGAUGAAAAGGAAAGCUUUGUCUAUUGACGAUAAAUUGAGGAUUAUUAAACUGUAUGAUGAAACAAUUGGUGUAUUCAAUAAACAACAAAUUGCCGACCAAUUAGGAUUGCCCUUCUCUUCGUUGCGGACCAUAUUGAAGAAUAGGAAAGAAAUUGAAAAAAAUGCUUUUUCAGGCAGUACGAAACGUCAAAAGGUUAGAAAUGGUAAAAAUGAGCAGUUGGAAAAUAUUUUGUUGGAGUGGUUUCGACAAGCUCGCACAUUAAAUUUGGCUGUAAAUGGUCCCGUUUUGACAGAAAAAGCAAAUGAGAUCGCAAAAAGGUUGAAUAUAACGGACUUUGGCGGAUCUAAUGGUUGGCUUGAUCGUUUUAGAAAAAGGCACGGUAUUGUCUAUCGUAAAAUUUGUGGGGAAGCCGAUGCUGUAGAUGACAACAGUAUUAAAUCGUGGAAAGAGACAAUUCAACCAAAUUUUUUGAAAGAUUAUUCACCCGAGGAUAUAUACAAUGCUGAUGAGUUUGGCUUGUUCUUUAAAUUGAUGCCAGAUAAGUCACUUGUGAUGAAAGACGAAACAUGUCAUGGUGGUAAGUUAAGUAAGGACCGGUUAACUGUUUUAACUUGCUCAAAUUGGUCUGGAACUGACAAGCUAAAACUUUUGCUCAAAACCAUGCGUGGAUUACUGGAAGUUUAUUCAUUGAAUGGGUUCAACAGCUCAACAGCGAAAAUAACCCUUACAAAUAUCAAACUUGUAUUUUUCCCGCCAAAUGCUACGAGCAAGCUUCAGCCUCUUGAUCAAGGUGUGAUCAAAGUUUUAAAACAGAAAUACUGUAAGAAAUUAGUUCAACGGUAUUUACUAGAAAUGGAAUCUGUGACCGAUGAAGAAAUCCCCAAAAUCCCCAAAAUCAAUGUUUUAGAUGCUAUUCAUUAUGUUUCAAUCGCGUGGGAUGAGAUAAAACCAGAAGUUAUUAAAAACUGUUUCAACAAAGCUUAUUUUGGUAACGUCUCACAAGAAGACCCUCACUUUUUGGACUCAGACGAAUUUCGGGACUUUGAGGAGGUUAAUCCAGGCUACACAUCCAUUGACGACCAAUUGAUAACAAACGAGGCCCCAUAA